AUGUGGGACCUGUGGAAUAUCGUCUGUGACGCUAUUGAUCACUUAGGUGAUCCUACGAGCAAUCUGGAACAGCUGGUGCAGAUGAUGAUCUGCAUCUCGAAGCUUCCGGAUGUGGUUGAUGUGAAUGGCGAAGUGGUCAAGCCGUCGAUGAAUUCAAAGGUUUUCUGGCGAGAGCUACCGGGUUUCGCAUUUUACUUCCGCGAAGUCGCUACACCCACAGACGUCCCGCCAACAUCCCAGCUCCUCCGCGGCAACCCCAUCACCUGGGGCGAGCAAGUCCAAAAACACACCCACGCCAACACGUUCAAAGCCCUCUACCUCCACGCCCUCGACUCGAACCUCCAAACCCCCCACCGGCAUUUCGCAGCCAUGCACAACCACGCGCAAUGGACCCUCUGCGAAGCCCUCGAAGUCCCCACCGAUCACGUCGAGCAGGUGCGCCGGACGGAAAUGUACGUCCCCGCUGCCAGUCAGUGGAUUCUGAAGGCGGGCGCCACCGUGUCGAGGUUCUGCGCGCAGAGGGCGAACAAUGACGGCGAGAGGGUCGUGCAGAGGUGGAUCGGGGGCGAUAAUAGCGGGGGAGUGGAUGUGGGGCGGUGA
Messenger RNA from Letharia lupina, 600 nucleotides. RefSeq lists its product as uncharacterized. The record is from RefSeq and is a predicted model, not a curated record. NCBI's taxonomy places the organism in Eukaryota, Fungi, Ascomycota, Lecanoromycetes, Lecanorales, Parmeliaceae. The transcript is spliced from 2 exons. The coding region runs from base 1 to 600 and encodes 199 amino acids.